Phymastichus coffea is the source of this 1323-nucleotide messenger RNA. Its product is annotated as odorant receptor 94b-like. The record is from RefSeq and is a predicted model, not a curated record. Gene Ontology annotation, cellular component: plasma membrane. The coding region runs from base 17 to 1123 and encodes 368 amino acids. Lineage: Eukaryota; Metazoa; Arthropoda; Insecta; Hymenoptera; Eulophidae. The transcript has 4 exons. Gene Ontology annotation, biological process: detection of chemical stimulus involved in sensory perception of smell; sensory perception of smell. Gene Ontology annotation, molecular function: olfactory receptor activity; odorant binding.
GUCCCCCUUCGGCGCGAUGGACGUGCUGCCGCUGCACUUCAAUACGCUGCGCCUGUGCGGCGUCUGGCACGAGGCGAGGCUGCACUGGCUGGUCAAGUACGUCUGGCGGCCGUUCACCGUCAGCUCCAUGCUCCUGUUCACCGUCUCGCAGCUGGGCGCGCUCACGGUCUACCGCGACAACGUCAACGACUUCACCGAGUGUCUGUUCCUCAGCCUCACCUACUUCGGGCUCUGCUUCAAGCUGCUGAACCUGCUCUGUCGGCACGAGGCCAUGCGCGACCUGCUGAGCGACUUCCGCCGGGACGUCUGCGCCCCGCGGGACGAGCGCGAGCGGGACGUGCUGGCCGGCUAUCGCGGCAUCGUGGCGCUGGUUUUCAACCUGCACAUCGGCGUCGCCCAGCUGAACGGCGUGUCGUUCGCGCUCGUGCCGCUGGCGUCCAUCGCCCUCGGCCAGCGCGACGUCGAUCUGCCCUACAAGACCUACGAGAUCUACGACAAGCGGUGCGCGCCCUACUACUGGCUGACCUUUGCCUUCCAAGUGGUCGCCGCCUGCAUCAGCAUCUUCGUCAACGUCACGCUGGACACGAUCCUCGCCGGCUUCUUGCUGACCACCUGCGCGCAGAUCGACCUGUGCUGCCACAGGCUCGCCGACUCGGCCGGUGGCAAACGCGCCACCCGGGAGUGCGUCCUGCACCACGUGCUCAUCCGCGGGAUCGUGCGCAAGCUCGAGGACUUCUUCAUGCGCGUCGUGCUGCCGCUCAUGUUCAUGAGCUUGAUCACGUUCUGCACCAGCGUCUACAACGUGUCGCAGACGAAGAACAGCGGCGCCGAGUGGAUGUCGUUCGUCAUUUACCUCGUGUGCCUGCUGUGCCAGCUCUGCUGCUACUGCUGGUUCGGAAACGAGCUCAAACUCAAGAGCAACGCGAUAAGCGACUCGGUGUACAACAGCGACUGGACUGCGCUGCCGCCGGCGGACCGAAAGGAUUUGUACUUCGUCAUGCUCUCGUGCCAGAGGGAGAUGAGCAUCUCCUUCCACGGAUUCUGCACGCUCACUAUCGAGAUUUUCGUCUGGGUAUUGAAAACCUCAUACGGGGCUUACAAUCUGUUGAAGACAGUCGAAUAGUCCGUCACCGAACGAGUUCAUCACCGAGCACGAUUCCUUUUCAAUGACACGCGUGGGACGCUCCACGCCGAGAACCUUUUUACUGCCGAGUGCGAGAACAUAGUGGACAACCCUUCGCACCACGUAACAAAAAUGAUUUUCACAUAUUUCUGGCUGUACGAUCAAUCGUACGCAUAUCUUCUGUAAAUAUUUUCCGAGUA